AUGAAUUCUGGAAUUCAGUCACCUAAAGAAAUUCAUCCGAUUGUAUCGGAGGUCCAUGUUGAUGCCAUGAACAUUAAGAGUAUUUUCUCCAACCAAGAUAUCACCAUUAGAGUAGACCAUGAAGUUAGUAAUGAUGAAGCACUUUUAUUAGCCAUGGGAAUGAAACAAGAAUUCAAAAGAGAAAUGAGUGGAUUUGCUGUUUUUGCAGUGGGGUUCUCUGUUUUGGGUUUACUUCCAUCUAUUGCUGCUUGUUUUGAUUAUCAACAACUUGUUAUCGGUAUGUCUCCAUUACCUUGGAUUGUCGCCAUGGUUUUCAUUACUUGUGUUGCUAUGUCCAUGGCAGAAAUAGCUUCGGCGUUCCCUUGUUCGGCUGGUACACCAUAUGCUGUCUCACAAUUAGCACCACCAAAAUGGGCUCCAUUCUUUACUUUCAUGACCUCAUGGCUGAACUGGUUAUGUCAAGUUACUGCUUGUCCUAGUGUUUCGUAUUCAGCAGCAUGCAUGAUGUUGAGUUUACAUUCUUUCAAUGAUCCAGGCUACUCUGCUACCAAUGCACAAGUGUUUGGUUUAUCGACAGCUAUCCAGUUAGUGUGUAUGGUUAUGAGUGGUAUGCCUACUAAAUGGGUCGGUCGUUUUGGAUCUCUUGGUACUAUUUUGAAUAUGAUUUUCUUGGUUAUUGUUUUUGUGAUGAUCCUUGCUGGUAAUAAACGUGAUGAAUUCUAUGAAGGUGUCAGCAAAUUCAAUAGUAACUCAGUUGCCUGGCUGCUUGAAAAUCAAACUCCAUUUCCAACCGGUAUUUCAUUUCUCUUGUCAUUUCUUGGUGUUAUUUGGUCUAUGUCUGGUUAUGACCUGCCUUUCCAUUUAAGUGAAGAAUGUAAAAAUGCUCCAGAAAUUGUUCCAAAAUCUAUUUUCAUGACAAGUAUUUCUGGUGGUAUAAUUGGGUUUAUAUUUAUGAUUGCCGUUUCUUAUACCUUGUACAGUAUUGAUGAUAUUAUUGCUGAUCCUCAAGGUUUGGGCCAACCAUUUGUUACUUAUCUCCUGCAAAUUUUGGACAAGAAAUUGGUUAUUGCAGCUACUUCCUUGACUAUUGUUUCAUCCUUUUUUAUGGCACAAAAUUGUUUGCUUGCUUCACUGAGAGUCACUUUUGCUUAUUCAAGAGAUGGUUUAUUCCCAUUCUCAAAUAUUUGGAAGAGAGUUUCUCCAAUAACAAAGACUCCAUUAUAUGCCGUCUUGGUCAAUUUUAUUAUUGGAGAAUUAUGUCUUUUGUUAAUCUUUACUGAUGAUGAAGGUGUUGGUAUUUCUGCUAUUUUCUCAGUUGGUGCAAUUGCUGGAUUUGUUUCAUUUACCACUCCAACAUUAUUUAAAAUUACUUAUUCCAGAAAUACUUUUAAACCAGGACCAUGGAAAUUAGGCAAGUAUUCACAACCAAUUGGUUGGGUCUCCGUAGCAUUUGUUACAGUUAUGGUUCCUAUCUUAUGUUUCCCAUGGAGUUCUGGUAAAGAUUUAUCAGCAUCAAGUAUGAACUGGACCUGUGUGGUAUAUUUCGGUCCUAUGUUUGCAGCAGCUAUCUGGUUUGCUAUUAAUGCUAGAAAAUGGUAUGUCGGUCCACGUAGUAACAUUGAUCCUGAUGAUAUCGUUUAUGGAGAAAAACUUGAAGAUGGAAGUGAAAUUCCUGAUAUUAUCGAUGGACAAAGAGUUAGUAUAUCUAGCACAGAAAAGAGGUAG
Molecule: messenger RNA, 1725 nt
Organism: Candida tropicalis MYA-3404
Lineage: Eukaryota; Fungi; Ascomycota; Pichiomycetes; Serinales; Debaryomycetaceae
Gene: GPT1
Product: Gpt1p
Exons: 1
Coding region: 1-1725 (574 amino acids)
Biological process (GO): transmembrane transport
Cellular component (GO): membrane
Molecular function (GO): transmembrane transporter activity
Source: RefSeq, a predicted model, not a curated record